Molecule: messenger RNA, 1025 nt
Organism: Spea bombifrons (plains spadefoot toad)
Lineage: Eukaryota; Metazoa; Chordata; Amphibia; Anura; Pelobatidae
Gene: SAMD10
Product: sterile alpha motif domain containing 10
Exons: 4
Coding region: 142-903 (253 amino acids)
Biological process (GO): cell surface receptor protein tyrosine kinase signaling pathway
Cellular component (GO): cytoplasmic side of plasma membrane
Molecular function (GO): protein binding
Source: RefSeq, a predicted model, not a curated record
GCCUCCCCCUCCCACGCGUGUCCCGUGCCCGUGCAGACAGACAGAGGCUCGGACUCGCCCCGUGUUCACUGACCUUGGAGCCGGGAUCUGUAGGAGGGAGGCGGCCGGGGACCGGGGCAGACCCCAGACAGCAGGCGCAACAUGGACGCCGCUGCUCACUUUAAAUUUUGCCGGGAGCUCUUGGAGCACACAGUGUCAGCAGAGAACCUCAACCAUCGCUUCCGCAGGGAGAUGGGCCCCAGCUUAACCUGGCACGACGGGCGAGGUCAGAGGUCAACCGGAGGCCGGGUCAUCAAACUCCUGAAACAGCCGGGCACAGAGGUGACUCAGGUCCGGUCCGGUGACCACUACGGCAUCUACCACACCAGCCCGUCGUUCAGCUGCCUCUCUAAGCCCGUGGUGCUGUGGACCCAACAGGACGUCUGCAAGUGGCUGAAGAAGUAUUGUCCGCAUAACUACCUGACGUACGUGGAGGCCUUCGCCCACCACGCCAUUACAGGCCGCGCGCUGCUGAGGCUGAACGCCGAGAAGCUGCAGCGGAUGGGGAUUAUCCAUGAGUCCCAGCGGCAGGAAGUGUUACAGCAGGUGCUGCAGCUUCAGGUGCGAGAAGAGGUUCGGAACCUGCAGUUACUCAGUCAAGGUACCAAGAAGCCAGCGCUGCCCUGUCCGCGGGGGCCGCCCCGUCACUUCUCACCCCUCUCUUUCUCUUCUUACAGCGCCCUUUGGGAACUUCUCAUAGGGGAGAUGGCGGGAACCCUGAGCCGGUCGCUCCUCGGGACCUGCGGUGACCACCUUCAGACCAGCUGCUGUCUCCAGAGUCGCCAGGGUGCAGUUGGGGUGCAGGGAGCGGCCCCUCGGCUCCGCCAUCUUCCUUCCAGGGGUUCUAAUGAAGCGUCACUGUGAUCCUUCCACGGUUUUAGUAACGGUACGGGUGGGCUGGGGCGAGGCUUACCGGACCGCACUACCGGAUACUGUGAUUCUUGGCGGGCGUCUGUACCAAUCCCAGAGAACCCGAACCCCCAACG